AUGAGGCGACGAAAGACUGUAAUGGACUGGCCACAUGUCAAUUCUUCGGGGAUCAUCACCCAAAGAACGUCAUAUUUGAAGAACAAAGAAAAAGAUGCUUAUCCGUAUAGUUGGCGCCUUCGCCAACUACCAUGCCCUUUUAUGGCAGUCGAUGAAGAACAGCUUCCCUUAUUUAGAUGGGAGUUGUUCGUCCAUUAUCUAUCUAUCUAUCUAUCUAUCUAUCUAUCUAUCUAUCUAUCUAUCUAUCUGAAGCUAUUCACCAUCUAUCUAUCUAUCUAUCUAUCUAUCUAUCUAUCUAUCUAUCUAUCUAUCUAUCUCAUUCCGUUCAUUAUCUAUUUCAGUCUAUUCAUUAACUAUCAAUCUAUCUAUUCCAGUCCAUUCAUUAUCUAUCUAUCUAUCUAUCUAUCUAUCUAUCUAUCUAUCUAUCUAUCUAUCUAUCUAUCUAUUAUUAUCUAUCUAUCUCAGUCCAUUCAUUAUCUUAUACUGUUCAUAACUAUCUAUUUAUAUAUCUAUCCCAUUCAGUUCAUGUCUAUCUAUCUAUCUAUCUAUCUAUCUAUCUAUCUAUCUAUUGAAAUCUGUUCGUAUCUAUCAGUCUUGUUCUCCCAUAAAAUAUGUACAUAG
This is a messenger RNA of Acanthosepion pharaonis, 621 nucleotides long. NCBI's taxonomy places the organism in Eukaryota, Metazoa, Mollusca, Cephalopoda, Sepiida, Sepiidae. The record is from the annotation of a GenBank genome assembly.